UGUUAAGUUAAACGUCACUUUAUAAAGCGUGUAAUAUACUUUAGUAUGUAUUAUACAGAUUUUUGUUUAUAGUUUAUUCUUUAAAGGGAAGACAUGUCGAAUAAAGAUGAAAUAAGUGAAAAUUCUUCUUCUUCAAACAUUGCGCCAACCCUAAAGAAUGCUUGGUCGAUACGUUCGUGCAGCUUAUAUAAGGAUGAAUAUGAUAACUGCACUAGUAUUAAAGCCCGUUUUCAUCAAUAUUUUGUGGAUGGCGAAAAUACCGAUUGUACACAAUGGAAAACAGAUUAUGACAACUGUAUAGCGUACGAGGAAUCUGAAAGACGUGAUGUAACAGCAGGUGAAGCUAUAAUUAAAAGCGAACAACAAAGGCGUGAAACGCGUAUGAAAGCUCAUUAUGGCAACACAACAUGGAAAAAACGUUCAAGCCCACCGGAUGACUGGAGUAAACCCCUACCAGAAUGGCUUACAAAACGCUAUGAGAACUCUUAUCUUAAACUUAAACAAAUGGAAUUGGAAGGCCAAUUGCCUGUAGAGAAAGAAUCAAAGUCAUACUGUACAAUAAUGUAAAUACUUGAAAAUUAAAUAUGAAAAUAUAUAUUUAUUUGAUAUAUCUAACUAA
Messenger RNA from Teleopsis dalmanni, 619 nucleotides. Its product is annotated as UPF0545 protein C22orf39 homolog. The record is from RefSeq and is a predicted model, not a curated record. The coding region runs from base 94 to 567 and encodes 157 amino acids. The transcript is spliced from 2 exons. NCBI's taxonomy places the organism in Eukaryota, Metazoa, Arthropoda, Insecta, Diptera, Diopsidae.